AUGAAGUUCUUUGCAACCCCACCGGUUCAUGGCUCUUUAGCCAACCAAGUGGUUCACCCUGCGGAUCUAUGCUUCAAGUUGUCUGAGAAUGUGAGUUUGGAAGAAGGCGCAAUGUGUGAGCCCCUAAGUGUUGGUGUACACGCUUGUCGCCGAGCUGAGGUUGGUCCUGAAACAAAUGUAUUAGUAAUGGGAGCUGGACCUAUUGGUCUUGUCACUAUGUUGGCUGCUCGAGCUUUCGGUGUGCCUAGAAUAGUUAUUGUGGAUGUUGAUGAUAACCGUUUAACCGUAGCUAAACAGCUUGUCGCAUAUGGGAUUGUUAAAGUGACAACAAGCUUAAAGGUUUCUACACUUUCUUGGAUAGAUCAAUCCUUUAUUAUGACAAUGUGA
This is a messenger RNA of Brassica oleracea var. oleracea, 387 nucleotides long. Its product is annotated as sorbitol dehydrogenase-like. The transcript has a single exon. The record is from RefSeq and is a predicted model, not a curated record. NCBI's taxonomy places the organism in Eukaryota, Viridiplantae, Streptophyta, Magnoliopsida, Brassicales, Brassicaceae. The coding region runs from base 1 to 387 and encodes 128 amino acids.